Messenger RNA from Pseudoliparis swirei, 2968 nucleotides. RefSeq lists its product as uncharacterized. Lineage: Eukaryota; Metazoa; Chordata; Actinopteri; Perciformes; Liparidae. The transcript has 9 exons. Gene Ontology annotation, molecular function: GTP binding; GTPase activity. The record is from RefSeq and is a predicted model, not a curated record. The coding region runs from base 685 to 1260 and encodes 191 amino acids. Gene Ontology annotation, cellular component: Golgi apparatus; endosome.
AAUACGUGCUGGAGAGAUGCGCUUCUGUGAACGAGUAUUACGACAUUGCGUUCAAGGGCCUCGUUCACUGGCAAAGCAUCGACCUGAUGGAUACUCACAAGUCGAGGUGGCUUCCUCCGGCCUUACUCAAACAGAAACAUUGGCUGAGGGUGAACUUGUUGCUCCCCCAUAAAAUAUGUAUAAAAGAGGACGAGACUUUCUCAUGAUUGUAAUUCACAGUUUAAUAGAAACCCACGGGGAAAAGGAAAAGUUACAUGCAAGUUUAAUUGUGCCGUUAGGGACACUGUGCUGGAUGGAUUGUAUAAUCACACAUCCUGUUGUUUGUGAUUAUAUUGAUUAGUUUUGGAUGCACACUAGAAAAAAACACACCCAACGAGAGUUGGCUCCAGCAUCUUGAGUCCUCUCUCCAUGUUAUUGGCAGCUCAGAGGCGGUGAAUCACAACAUUAGUUCUCCAUUCCCCAUAUAAUAUGAAAAUAAUCGUGCCAAAAAAACAUCAUUAUCUGAUUCAAUGUUGUGAUACAUUUCCUCAGCUUUAAUGUCCUCUUCAGGGGAAUGGAGGGGUGUGAUUGUUUGUCAUAGCGUCAUCUGUAAACUGUCCACCUGUUGUUGUUGUUGUUGUUGUUGUUUUGGCCAGCUGUAACCAUUGUCCCUCUUCUCUGGUGGGGGGGGGUUUGCUCCAGGUAAUGCUGCUCGGAGACUCGUCCGUGGGGAAGACGUGCGUCCUGGUGCGUUUUAAAGAUGGGGCAUUCCUGGGAGGCAACUUUAUAGCCACCGUUGGAAUAGACUUUAGGAAUAAAGUGGUGGCUAUCGACAACCUGAAAGUCAAACUCCAGAUCUGGGACACAGCUGGCCAAGAGAGAUUCCGCAGUGUAACACACGCCUACUACAGAGAUGCCCAGGCGUUACUCCUGCUUUAUGAUAUCACCAGCAAGCUGUCUUUUGACAACACCAGGGCUUGGCUGACUGAAAUACACGAGUAUGCCCAGACGGAUGUGGUCAUCAUGUUGCUCGGCAACAAGGCCGACAUGGCCGCAGAGAGGGUGGUGAAGACGGAGGACGGAGAGAAGCUGGCGAAGGAAUAUGGUGUGCCAUUUAUGGAGACCAGUGCGAAGACAGGAGUCAAUGUGGAGCUGGCCUUCCUCGCUGUAGCAAAGGAGCUGAGGCACAGAGCGACAGCGCAACACAAUGAGCCCAAGUUCCAGAUACACGACUACAUCGAGUCUCAGAAGCACAAGUCUGGCUGCUGUGGCAACAUGUAGCUGAUCCUGAUCACCAGGCAGUGAGAGACACACACACACACACAGAGAGAGAGAGAGAGAAAGAGAGCGAGGGAGGUAAAAAAAGAAGAAGAAAUCUACUCUCUCUUAUGAAAAGCUAAUCCCAGCACCAAAUCUGAGGAGCAGGUGACCUCGUCGUCACCGCUGAGCUUUUAGAUGAAUGGAAAGUGAAUCUGGAUUGGCCGCCAUCCCUUAUCUGAAAUGUGAAAUUAAAUGUCAUGCGUAGAAACGUCUGUGGUCUUUGUGGUGACAGUGUUAUCAAACUACAAGUCAGGAGUUGCAAAUACGAAAUGCAAUAUCCAUUUGCAGGGACAAACCGAAAACGUGCUCAUGAAUGAAAAACAUGGGACCCUUGUGAUUUGUGUUAAUCCGAGUGUAUUACGUUUGGGAAGAAGGUGUCUGCCGGGUCAGACGCAUUGCCCUAAAGGUUAACCCUCAAAUUAUUCUUUAAAAUAUCUAAAUAUGACAAAUGACGGCACAAUUUUCGGCGGGCCCAUCUGUUGUGUUCACUGCCACUGAAACGGAUUUGGCUCGUGUUAGCGGGUCUUGCAGGUGCCAACAUUUGUAAUAAAUAUGUGUCACUAACUAUAUUUGUAUGAGUUAAGUGUAAGUAUUUGGACAGUAUUCAACUUGCCUCAGAGAGUCAUGCAGUGUUAUGUUUGCUCGUGCCUUAGCUAAUUACAGUAACUCGCUAACACGUCGCUAACAUUAGGUCGCUAACAUUAGCUCGCUAACAGCAAACGUGUCCCAUUGCGUCAUCCUUUUCGUCAUCGUCCGUACUCCAGGUCGCCAUCGGCUGAAAUGAUCAGCUACUUGCAUUGUGUUAGCGCUUCAGCCAUUGGUUACAUAUUGUGAUUGUUUUCAGUGGUCUUCACUUUAUGACGCGUUUCAUGACGCGUCAGAGAAUUUGGCUCAACCAAACUUCCCAAAUCAGAAAAAUACUAGAUGUGUAUGAACAUCCAACCGGGACCCCGACAAAAAAUACAUUCCAAUAGAAUUAAACUCUCUAGUUCAACUUUCACAGAUCUGGUUGAUAAUCAACGCAACACAAAAAAAACACAUCACAACUACUUCGCUGGGUUCAUUAAUUUAAUUACAUCAUGGUUGGCUUAUAGUUUGACAUUUUACCAAAAUACGUCAAAAGUAAAUGUAAGAUCCGACAAAACAUAUUUCCCAACGUUUCAAUGUUUUGGGGGAGGGGUAGAUUUUAGGAGGCAGGGCUGUAACAUGUGCCAACCAGAGUCUUUGUGGUUAUGUGAACAGCGCAUGCCAGAUGUGUUAGUGUGUAGUUCCGCUUGACUUCAUGUUUGUAAUUAAACUGUUUUGGUUGCGGUUCAACGGAGCGUCAGAAACCCGGUCGGGUCCAAAGUGAGAUCACCUCUUUGAUCUUUGCGGCGAAACAUUCAAGGUCAAGUCCGUACUUAUUCUCAGAACUGUCACCUUUUCCAUCUUGUAGUUGUAUAUGAACACUCAAUAGGACUGUUGGUGUGCAGCUCUUAGUUUGUUUCCAUCCCUGUUGUACCAGACUGUGACCUGAAUCCCUUUCGGCCUUACAGUCUUCAUCAUUAUUCUUCGCUAACUCAGCAUGUUUGAGAAGUGGACUUCAAUCUCAGUCAGAUUGUAGCUAAAUGAUCCCAUCUGUUCACAUCUGUACUGCUGUUAGCUAGAAUAAAGACAACUUCUUGAGGGC